CGAGAGCCUAUAAAACGGGGGAAAGACAACAGCAGGAUCUAGCAAAGGCAGAGAACGUGAGAAAUUCCAGGAACUGCAGUGUGUCCAUCUGUCCGUCCCGUGUGACUGAAACUAAAUCAGAUUAAGGAUGUUGGGCUGUGGAUGUGUGCUGCUCUCAGGUCUGUUAACGCUGACCUUGUUCCACUGCAGUACUGAAAGUCUUCAUAUACCCCAGGAAAGACCAGAGUAUGUGAGAACAUCUGGCGUGGAAGACCGUCGUGUCCAGCGAGGUCAACCUGAGCAGAAGACCCCAGGAACCGUAAACGCAAAACUGCUCCUGUUCGACCAGCUGGUCCGGCUGGAAAACGAUGUGAUUGAGACCAAGAGAAAACGCAGUUUUCCCGGAUCCAACACACCACUUGACCGGCUGUCCAUCAGCACCAUGGAUCCCAAGAGCAACAAGCAGAGGAAGGUUGAGUUGCCACGACGAAAAGUUAGCGUUCCAAUCGAUCGGAUCGGAGUCGGCCGUCUUCCCAGCAGCCGAGGAUAGACUCCGCCUCUGACAAACAGAUGAGGGAUGUCGCAGGUAGAAGAUACGCAUGAUAAAGCACACCAGCUAUCACAAAUCACUAACCAUUGAACAAUCUCCACAGGCUGACGCAAAAUUAUCUUACUCAAUGAUUACUUUAACUUUCAACUUUGACCACACGAUGUCUGUUGUACUCCUAAUCCUUUCAUUUUUCCAUUUAAACUUUAUUUAUCCAAUGAAGUGAUGUGUCCGUUCUACGUCCUUUAUGAUGUAAUCAGAGCCAUUUGCCAACCAGAGCAGAAUCUGCUUAUAGCUUUUAUUGCACAUGUCUUUAUUUACUCUAAUGCCCGGUGCUCGCUUUCUGUAAUGUACUGUAUUGUUGUUUUCUGACUUUGACUGGAGGUUGAACAUGUGAGUUCAGCUUUGACAAUAAAACCGACAAAAUGUUUAACUUU
This is a messenger RNA of Paramisgurnus dabryanus, 963 nucleotides long. RefSeq names its product osteocrin (gene ostn). Gene Ontology annotation, biological process: hormone-mediated signaling pathway. The record is from RefSeq and is a predicted model, not a curated record. NCBI's taxonomy places the organism in Eukaryota, Metazoa, Chordata, Actinopteri, Cypriniformes, Cobitidae. Gene Ontology annotation, molecular function: signaling receptor binding.